AUGCUAAAGCUUAAAGAAGAAUUGAGAGGUGCCAAGGAAAUGAAAGAUGAGGUGGGGGAGAGAGACCGAGAAGUGAGCGGCCUGACCAGCAAGCUCUUGAGCCUGCAAGUUGACAUCAAAAAUCUGCAUGAUGUCUGCAAGAGACAGGGGAAGACCUUGCAGGAGAACCAACUCUGUGUGGAGGAGGCAAUGAUGAGUAGCAACCGCAAUAAGAAGCAAGUGCUAGCAUUCAAGGAGCCGCGGAUGGAGUUUGAGCCCAGUAAGCAGUGCCAUCUGAGGCAACUCCAACAACUCAAGAAAAAAUUGCUUGCUCUCCAGCAAGAACUGGAGUUUCGCACAGAAGAGCUGCAGACUUCUUACUGUUCCCUCCUACAGUAUCAGUCCGUCCUAGAAAAGCAGACUUCUGACCUGGUUCUUCUCCACCAUCACUGCAAACUAAAAGAAGAUGAGGUGAUUCUCUAUGAGGAGGAAAUGGGAAAUCAUAAUGAGAACACAGGGGAGAAGCUCCAUUUGGCACAGGAGCAACUUGCUUUGGCCGAGGACAAGAUCAUCUCCCUAGAAAGGAGCCUAAACCUCUACAGGGAUAAAUACCAGACUUCCCUAAGCAACAUUGAGUUACUGGAGUGCCAAGUGAAGAUGUUGGAGGGGGAGCUCAGCGGGAUUGUCAGUCAGGACCCUGAGAAUAAGGGUGACCAUUCAAAGGUGCGUAUAUAUACUUCUUCCUGCAUGAUUCAAGAGCAUCAGGAGACCCUGAAACGACUGUCUGAAGUCUGGCAAAAGGUCUCUGAACAGGAUGAUCUAAUCCAGGAACUUCGAAAUAAACUAGCCUGCAGUAAUGCUUUGGUUCUGGAGCGUGAAGAGGCUUUGAUAAAAUUACAAGCAGAUUUUGCUUCCUAUACAGCCACACACAGACAUCCUCCUAGCUCCUCAGAAGAUUGUGAAGACAUUAAAAAGAUACUGAAGCACUUGCAGGAGCAGAAAGACAGCCAGUGCCUGCACGUGGAGGAGUACCAGAACCUGGUGAAGGACCUGCGCAUGGAGCUAGAGGCCGUGUCCGAACAGAAGAAGAACAUCAUGAAGGACAUGAUGAAGCUGGAGCUGGACCUGCACGGGCUGCGGGAGGAGACAUCCGCCCACAUGGAGAGGAAGGAUAAGGAGGUCAUCAUCCUGCAACGGCGGCUGCAAGAGCUACAGAUCCAGUUCACUGAGACCCAGAAGCUGGGUUUGAAGAAAGACAAGAUCCUCCAAGAGAAAGAUGAGAUGUUGCACGAGCUUGAGAAGGAAUUGGCCCAGGUUCAGAACAGCCUCAUGAAAAAGGAGAUGGAGUUGGAGAAGCAGCAACGAAUGACAACAGAACUUGAAAUCACCAUCCAGGAGGUGAAGCAGGAUAAGUCCAAGGCAGAGUGUGGAGCCCUGCAGGCUGAGAUCCAGAAGCUGAAGGACUGUCUUGAAGAUGCUCAACAGCAACAGAAGCUGAUUGCUCAGCAAGCAGCCCAGUAUAAAGAAGAGGCCCUUCUGGCAAAGAGUAACCUAGAGGAUUCCCAGAGGAAACUGCAAAGCUACCUAUUCAUGGAGAAGCAGAAGACGGAGACCAUCCAGGAGCUGCAGAGAGAACUUCAGAAGCUGCAGAAGGAUUCCUUGAUGGCCGGAGAGGAACUCGCACCCAACAGGAAACGGAUAGAGGAGCUGACGUCAGAACUCUCUGAGGCCCGGAGGAAGCUUGAACAUUCAGAGAAGGAAAAGAGGCAGUUUCAGAAGACAACAGCUGAGCAGGAUGCGAAGCUGACUGACCUGCUAGAUCGUCUAAAACUCCUUCAACACCAGCAUAGGGAGCAAGCCUCCGCCAAAAGCAAUCUAGAAGAGGAGCUUCAGGAGGUAACAAGAUUACUGGAGGAGAAACGGGAGCAGUUGAAAAAGAGCAAAGAACAGGAGAAGUUGCUGGAGCAAGAGCUGGAGACAUUCCGACAAGAGGAAAAAAGGAAAGAAAAGAUGACAAAGGAAAAUCUGAGAAUAUUGGAGGAGGAAAAUGAGAAUGUCAAAGCACAGUUAAUGCAAUAUUCCACGCAACUGGAUUCCUCUCUCAGCAAACAAAACGCCUCCCAGCAAAUGAUCCAAGAGCUAAAUAAUGAGCUAGUCCUUCAGAAGGAGGCCUUAGAGAGUCUGCAGGUCCAGCUGGACAAGACAGUGCGGAAAGAGAAGCAAUAUCUCCAGACCAUGGUCAGUAAAGAAGCCUAUGAGGAAUUAUCCAGAAAGUCACUCGCCUGCCAAGAUGACCUGACACAAGCUCUGGAGAAGCUCAAUCAUGCGACCUCGGAGACCAAGAGCCUGCACCGAAGCUUGGCACAAGCCCAAGAGAGGAAAGUUCAGCUGGAAGAUGAAAUCAUUGCUUAUGAGGAAAGGAUGAAAAAGCUCAACGUGGAAUUAAGAAAACUGCAGGGGUUCCAUGAGCAGAGCGAGCUAGAGGUGCAUGCCUUCGACAAGAAGCUGGAGGAGAUGAGCAACCAGGUGCUGCAGUGGCAGAAGCAGCACCAGAGCGACCUCAAGAUGCUGGCAGCUAAAGAGGAGCAGCUUAGGGCCUUCCAGGAGGAAAUGGCCGCCCUGAAGGAGAACCUCCUGGCAGACGAGAAAGAGCCCUGUUGUGUGCCCCAGAGGUCUGCACCUAAAGAUACUACCUGUAGGCUGCACCAAGAGAAUGAUCAGAUUAUGUCCAACAUGGAGCAAUGGGCAAAAGAGCAGAAGAUCGCCAACGAGAAACUAGGAAACAGGCUCCGUGAACAGGUCAAAUAUAUUGCCAAGCUAACUGGAGAAAAAGACCACCUCCACAAUGUAAUGGUCCAUCUGCAGCAAGAAAACAAGAAACUGAAGACUGAGAUAGAGGAGAAGAAGGUGAAAACCGGGCACCCAAGGCUAUACACCAAAGCCCUAUGCCCGAGCAAAACGGAGCCCAUACCAAAGGGAAAAGUGUGUGCCACCUUGGGCUGGAGGGGGAUGUCCCAGGACAUGAACCAAAGAAUGGACAUCACCAAGUUUGUCGGGAUACCCCACUGUUCAGAAUCCUUUGCAAGAGAUUCUCUUGGAUCCACCUGGAGUAUAAUUUUCUCCACUGAGCUGAAGAAACCCAGAGCAAACAUCAGCCCCCUCAGGCUGUCUUACUAAAGGGAAGGAGAAGUUCAUUGACAUCACCAUGUUGCCCCAUAAGCACUUGUCUUUUGAGCCUUCUCUCCACAGCCCAACUGAGGAGGAAGUUUCCUGCCAUAGACAAGACCUUGCAAACAAGCUCUGGAGUCCCCAGAACGAACCCCCAUCUCAGCCCAAGACCCACAACUGCUGACAUGUGUCUAAAGUACCAUCAACUAGGCAUUUAAGGAUAGAUGCCCAUG
Molecule: messenger RNA, 3380 nt
Organism: Lynx canadensis (Canada lynx)
Lineage: Eukaryota; Metazoa; Chordata; Mammalia; Carnivora; Felidae
Gene: PMFBP1
Product: polyamine modulated factor 1 binding protein 1
Exons: 20
Coding region: 1-3156 (1051 amino acids)
Biological process (GO): spermatogenesis
Source: RefSeq, a predicted model, not a curated record